Messenger RNA from Aspergillus thermomutatus, 846 nucleotides. RefSeq lists its product as uncharacterized. NCBI's taxonomy places the organism in Eukaryota, Fungi, Ascomycota, Eurotiomycetes, Eurotiales, Aspergillaceae. The record is from RefSeq and is a predicted model, not a curated record. Bases 1 to 846 code for a protein of 281 amino acids. The transcript is spliced from 3 exons.
AUGCAAUUCACAAGCAAGCUUUCCGUCGCUCUUCUGGCCAUCCUGGCUGCCGGUGGUGAGGCCAACCACCAGGCUCUCCAUGCUCGCAAGUUCUUCCACGCCAGAGGCUUGAACGAGACGGCUCCUGCUUCCACCUCGACUGUCGUCGUCUAUCCUACUCCCGUGCCCUCUUCGUCCGCUGGGGCCGCUUCCUCCUCGGUUGCUGCUACCUCUUCCGCUGCUGGUGACUCGACCUCGGUGAUCACCUCGAGCUCCAUCCCUCUCAGCACUGGUGCUCCUGGAUCUGGUGGCUCCGAGACCGCCACUGGUGGCCAGGAUGUCACUCUCACCUACACUCUGGGCACUGGUAGCACCAAGACCGUCGUCACCACUACUAUCCACAAGACCUCGACCGACGUCCACACCGUCUACGCUACUUCCUCUGCUGCUGUUGGUGACGAACUCACCACACUCUCUUCCACUUCUACCUCGACCGCUACUCUGAUCGCUGUUGUUACCUCCUCUGCUGCUUCUGGCAGCUCUGGAAGCGGAGACAGCUGCAGCCAGGCGACUGUCACCGUCACUGCCACUGUCACUGUGACUGCUCCUUCUACUCUCACUGCUACCUCCACCGCUAGUGACGACGAGGAUGACAACGACGUCGAGGACAGCGGCGCCAACGAGCACUACGCCGACAACAACGGCAAGGGCAACGGAAAGACCUCCGAUAUGCCCGUUCCCACUGAGACCUCUUUCCCUCGUGGCCCCUACGGCAACGGCACUAUUCCAUUCCCCAGCGGCGCCGCGAAGCCCACUGGUUUCAAGACCAGCAAGCUGCCCUACCCCACCGGCUUCCGCCGCCACUAA